CAAAAGUUACAGUUGUUUACACCCAAGCAACCCACCUUCCAUAUUCACGCGGCGCUCAUUUGCUUGGUGCUGCUUUGUGAAUGGAGGAUGCGCUUCCUCUCAGGUCAAACCUGCUCGAGGUAGAGCAUGAGGUGCAUGCGGCUCGGGAGGUGGAAGCCUCGAAUCAAGGCCUAGAGCUAGAGUCGACCUGCCAACCAGCUGAGAUUUCCAGGCCAUGGUCUUUGAAGCGGAGCCUUCCUAGCACCAUUUGCCUUAUCAUGAUCGGGACUGUGAAGGCGGUCUGCGGUUGUGUUGGAAAGUGGUGCGUCAUGCUUUUUCGAAAGUCUUCGCAGAGGCCUCAGGCAUCACCACCGCUGCCGCUGGUUUUACCACCGCAAAUCAGCCAUCACCCAGGCGAAGCCGGGGAUGCACUUGAGGAUCGCCCAAAAGCCUCUCAGAUUCAGGUUCAAGUGGACCUGGAGAAGAUCCCGCACAGUGAGCCUCACGAUGCAGAGGUACAAGCUGGCAUCAAAGUCGCUGGAUUCUAUUUGAACGACUGGCAACUGCCACCUGGGUUGGGUGACAGAGACCUCGAUGCUCUUGUCUCAGAGGUUCAUGAAGAGUGCUCAGCCAUCGGCCUCAUCUCUCACCAGCAAGCGUUGCGUUUAACCUUGGGCAUGGGCUACAGCAAAGAAUCUGCAGUUGCCAAAUGGCGAGAGGUAGUGGCAUGGCGAAAUGCUGGAGAGUUAAAUCUCCUUCGUUCUCGGCUGGAUGAUUUGAUGUGCAGUGAUGCUACGGUGUCCUUCGCAAAUGACAGGGAGGUGUACAACAAGCUCUUCAGGGGCUGUCCUUGCGCCCUUCUGACAGCUGAUGACCGUCCUGUGUCUGUGUGGCACGCUCAAGCUCCGAAAGGAUCCGGGCAGGUGACAUCUUUGGACCUCGAGGACUUGAACGCCUGGAGCCGCGAGGUCUUUGAGUAUGCCGACCUGUGGGUCACAAAAGACACGGAAAGAACAGGGAGGCUGACAGGCUACAUCCAAGUCUACAAUAUGCAAGGUCUUAGCUUGAGACAAGUCUCCUCAAAGGAAGUGACGGAGAGACUGAAAGGAGCAUUGUCUGCUGGGGGCUUUUACGUUGAAGCCGUUGCUCACAUUUAUGUCAUCAAUGCAUCUCGCUUGUUCUCGAUGGCAUGGAAACUUGUUCGUGGCUUUCUCUCUCCUUGGACUGCGUCCAAAAUCACUGUCUCAAGUGAAGUGCCUGAUGAACUCUUAGCAGAGCUUGGUGGAUCUGGGUCCCCAUCUGCAUUGCACCUGGAAAGGCUGCUGGUCGCAGCUGCAGAUGUGAAUGGUCCCUCAAUCUUGGCUCCGGUGCUGCGACCUACGCGCUCCUUGUCUCCUCGUCGGAGCUCCGAAGAGAGUGUUUACACAGGAGCAUCCACGGCCACUUGCUCCACCCGAGCGUCCACUCGAGCUCAUGGCGUUGGAUCCUGUGAACCCACAGCUGAAGAGAUGCUCUAUGAGGAAAUGCCAGAGAUGCCAGAGGGUUCCAGAUGGGUGGCCGGAUUUCUCCUAAGGCCCGAACAACUUCCACCAGGCAUCGAGGACCGAGACCUUGAUGCUUUGGUUGAUGAGGUCCAUGCCAAAUGCGGUGCAAUUUUGCCCACUUCGAAGCAACAAGCUUUGAGGUUAGUCCUUGGCAUGGGCUAUAGCUCUGAAGCGGCGGUUGCCAAAUGGCAAGAGAUCGUUGAAUGGAGAGCAUUUGUUGGCAUGGACUUGAUUCGCCAAGAGCAGGCAGAUGCAGUUCUUGCUGACGGUCCCGUGCGCUUCCCAGGCACAGCAGAGGUUCAUGACAAGCUCAUUUGCACCAGCCCUUGUGCUUUUUUGUCCAUCGAUGGUUCCCCAAUUUCCAUUUGGCAUGCUGGCACAAUGAACACGAGGGACGCGGGGGCAUUGUCCAUUGAGCAGAUUUCCCAAUGGAGCAGGGCCGUUUUUGAGUAUAAAGAUGCAUGGAUUUGUCAACAGAGUGAAAAGACCAAAAGACUGGUCGGUUACGUGCAAGUAUAUGACAUGAGAGGGAUGAAUUGGCGGCACUACUCUUCGCGAGAACUGGUUGACAAGCUCAAGGCGGCCUUGCAAACUGGCGGCUUUUAUGUUGAGGCAGUGAGUCAUAUGUUCGUCAUCAACGCCUCGACCCUUUUCUCCGCAACAUGGAAGGUCGUCCGGAACUUGAUCUCGCCAUGGACAGCCUCGAAGAUCUCUGUGUCCAGUGGUGUUCCGGAUGAACUGAUCCACUUACUAGGUGGGCCAACCUCCGAUGCAGCAUUGAAGUUCCAGGACCUCCAAAGGAGGACUCCUCUGGAAGCUGCCCAGUGCACUUCUGUGCUGCGGCCGACCUGGCAGGCAGCGCCAUCCUCAUCCCCUCAGGGACGGAGUUCGAUUGUGAGCGAAUUCUCGCAAGAGUCGGUGUUCAGCCCAUGUGGUAGUCGCGAGACACCGCAGGGCAUGAGACGGAUCGCUGGCUUUCUCCUUGCAGAGGAGCAGCUCCCCAAGGAGCAGCUCUCCAGGGAUUGGGACUCGUCAGUCGCCGAGGUCAAGGAGCUUUGUUCUCAGCUGUCGCCCUGCACCACGCAACAGGCAUUGAGACUACUGUUGGGGAUGGGCGAUCGAAAGGGAGCUGUAGAGAAGUGGAAGGAGAUUGUCGCUUGGCGAGUUGCCAACCGUAUUGAGGAUGUGAGGAGAGAGCAGUCAGAUCAUCUCGAAAGAGGUAGUACAGACAAUCAUUUCCCCAACUCCUUGGAUGUUUGCAACAAGCUCAUCAGAGUCGAACCAUGUGUCCUUCGAGCGGCCGAUGGCUCCCCCGUUUCGAUUUGGUACGGUGGCAGCCUAGAAACGGAGGCAACCAACCUCACUUUAGCUCAGAUCACCGCUUGGAGCCACGCAGUGUUCGAGUACAAGGAUUUGUGGAUAUCGCAGCAGAGUGAAGGGAAGAAGACUUUGAUGGGAUAUAUUCAGGUCUAUGAUAUGCAAGGCGUGAGCCUACGACUGCUGUCUCAGGCAUUUUCUAAGGAUGUUAUGGAGAAGAUGAAGCGUGCAUUGGACGCGGGCAGCUACUACAUGGAAGCUGUCUCUCACAUGUAUGUGAUCAACGCAUCCACGCUUUUUUCCAUGGCUUGGAAGGUCGUUCGUCAGUUUAUCCCUCCACGAACUGCAUCAAAGAUUAGCGUUUCCAAAGACAUACCAGAGGAGCUUGGCUGCAGGCGAAAGUCCGAAAGGAAAGGCGACAUGUUUGACAAACGUUAUGAAAUCGAUCUUUUCUUGCACUUGUUGUUCAACUCCAGUUGUUCCACACCUAUUGUAUGACCGAGCGCCUGGUGUGACGGCGUGCGUGGCUGAGGAAUUGGUGCGGGCCCUUGGCGGCUCUCAAUCAGAAGCUCUAAAGUCUCUUAAAGAGAUGCUGUCAACUGGAAGGGGCCACACUUUAGGGCCGGUGCUUCGUCCUCAUGACUGUCCGGGUCUGAGUGGAUGAAAGGCCCCUAAGCUGCCGUGACCGCUGGCAGCUGAAGAUUCCCAAUUGUCAUAACAUGUGUUGGGGAUGUUGGGGGGCCCAUCAAGCGAUCAAAGGCACAGUAGUGACUCAGGAGUGUAUUGAAACUGAACAAAUUUGAAAGGCCUAAUUUUUUGCGAGAUCUGGGGAUCCCAGCAAGACUCUUGGUCUUUGGGGCCAGCCACGAAGCCUACUGCAACCCAACGAAUCAAACUAAGUGAGACAUGGAUGGAAAGCUUUGUGCGUUUUUUCCCUUUGGAAGUGGCACUUAGAUGCCCUUGGAAGAAGGCGCUUCGUGCGACUCAAGCUUAGCAACAUUGCUUUCAAUUGUUCAAAUUAUUCGUUCCCUGCAUUUCCCUGCAUCGUGCGCUGGCACAAAGCACGAUGUUGGUGCAUGAUGUAUUAGAUGCUGACUGUUGUGCGGCUGGAUCUGCAUGAAGGAGCUGCAUCAUCAGCAGGAGCUUGUCCCCCUGUUGGGCUGAACUUGCAGACUCCUGGGCGGUCAAAAGCUCAGGAAGGUCAUAUUGGGUACUUGCUUUUUAAAGGUUCGGAAGAUAAACUUUGCGUGGCGUCCUCAUGAAGCCGGUGUGUGUGAUUUGGGCUUGUUGGGGUGCAAGAGAGCCCGGGACUGUGGAUGCAUCACACGCUGCUUCACGGCCAACCGUAGUGAUGUGUAGUGCCAUGCGUAACCCCUCUUGAGGCAGUUGGCACGUUAAAGCAAAGCUUUGGGCCACAACUGUGGAAGCCUUGAACAUCCUUUCUUCGGAACUCGCACGAUUUUCUUUCAUAGACCAUGGAUGGAGUUGAAGGCAGCAAAAA
Messenger RNA from Durusdinium trenchii, 4341 nucleotides. The record is from the annotation of a GenBank genome assembly. NCBI's taxonomy places the organism in Eukaryota, Dinophyceae, Suessiales, Symbiodiniaceae.